This is a messenger RNA of Aaosphaeria arxii CBS 175.79, 2163 nucleotides long. RefSeq names its product dihydroxyacetone synthase. The coding region runs from base 1 to 2163 and encodes 720 amino acids. Gene Ontology annotation, molecular function: transketolase activity. NCBI's taxonomy places the organism in Eukaryota, Fungi, Ascomycota, Dothideomycetes, Pleosporales. The record is from RefSeq and is a predicted model, not a curated record. Gene Ontology annotation, cellular component: cytosol. Gene Ontology annotation, biological process: pentose-phosphate shunt. The transcript has 3 exons.
AUGCCAAAUAUCGAUGGGACAACAGCAUAUGGCGAGGCUACUGUCAAUGGCCUCCUCGCGAAAGAAGAAAAGCCAACUGUUCCGGCGCAAACGAACAAAGAUGAUAUACAAUUAGUAUUGCAGAGUUUCAGACUGCUUAUUGCAGAUCUCUGCCAGCAGUUCGGCAUGGGGCAUCCCGGCUCUGCCAUUGGAAUGGCAGCGAUAGGUGUAGCGCUAUGGAAAUAUGUGAUGAGAUAUGCGCCUCAUCAGCCUGACUGGUUCAACCGCGAUCGCUUCCUUCUGUCGAAUGGACAUGCAUGCUUGUUCCAAUAUGCAAACCUUUACUUGUCAGGUUAUAAAGCGAUGACGUGGGAGCAACUACUGUCAUAUCAUUCCGAGCGCCCCGAUAGUCUCUGCCCUGGGCACCCUGAGAUUGAGCAUGAAGGUAUCGAGCUCACCACAGGGCCGCUUGGUCAGGGCAUAGCGAAUGCAGUGGGGCUAGCAAUCGCCAGCAAGCACCUUUCUGCUACGUUCAAUCGGCCUGGGUACGAGGUGGUAAAUAAUCACACGUGGUGUAUGGUUGGAGAUGCUUGUAUGCAGGAAGGUGUUGGCUGCGAGGCAUUCAGCUAUGCUGGCCAUUUGAAGCUUGGAAAUCUGACUGUUAUUUACGACAAUAACCAAAUUAGUUGCGAUGGAAGCGUGGACCUUACCAACACCGAAGAUGUCAAUAAGAAAAUGGAGGCCUGCGGCUGGGAGAUCAUCAAUAUACAUGAUGGAGUUAAUGAUGUCGAAGCAAUAGUUGCUGCUUUAGAACAGGGGAGAGCUCCAGAGCGAGAUAGACCCCUCUUCAUCAACAUCAGAACCAUUAUUGGUGUUGGGAGCGCAGUCGCCGGUCAGGCAGUGGCACACGGUGUUCCCCUUGGUGAGGAUAAUGUAAAGGCAAUGAAGAAGGCUUAUGGAUGGAACGAGGAAGAGAAGUUCAUUAUCCCUGGAAAGGUGAAGGAUUUCUACGCCGAUCUACCUCAACGAGGUGAGAAGCUUGUUCAGGAAUGGAAACACCUUGUUACGGCCUAUAGCAAGGAACAUCCUGAGCUUGCGAAAACUUUGAAAGAUCGAAUGGCCGGAAAGCUGCCAGACAACUGGGAGUCAUUGAUUCCGACGAGCUAUCCUAGUGAUCCGACACCUUCGAGAAAAUCCAAUAAUCUCACAGUUGCCAGAUUACUAGCAGAAAUUCCUACAUUCAUGGUCGGUACUGCAGAUUUGACACCAUCCGUCAACUUGACAUACAAGGAUUAUGAGAUUUUCAAUCCACCAUCCCUAAAACCUAUGUCAGGGAAACAGGGAUCUUACAAAGGACGCUACAUCCAUUACGGUAUUCGUGAGCAUGUAAUGGCUGCUAUCGCCAAUGGACUUGCUGCGUUUUCCCCUGGAACGAUCAUUCCCAUUACUUCGUCAUUUUUCAUGUUUUAUCUCUACGCUGCGCCUGCAGUGCGGAUGGGUGCUCUUCAGAAAUUGAAGGUUAUACACAUUGCCACGCACGAUUCCAUUGGCGCUGGAGAAGAUGGACCCACCCAUCAACCCGUUGAAUUAGCGGCGUUGUAUCGCGCAAUGCCAAAUAUGGAAUAUAUCCGUCCAGGUGACAGCGAGGAAGUUGCUGGCGCAUGGAAGGCUGCUAUCGAAUACCAAGGCGGACCGUCCAUGAUUAGCGUAUCACGACACGCAAUUCCUCAGCUCCAAGGCUUGACCAAGCGUUCUGGAGUGUUGAAAGGAGCAUAUGUUCUGCAGGAGGAGAAGGAUGCCGACGUUACUCUCAUUUCCGUCGGUGCGGAACUCAGCUUUGCGGUAAAAGUGAAAGACGAGCUUGAGAAACAUUCUAUCAUGGCCCGAAUUGUCUCGUUUCCGUCACACAGGCUGUUCCGUGAGCAAUCACUUGAAUACCAAAGAAGGGUGUUGAGAAGAAACGAGGGUGUCCCAGCUAUUGUCAUCGAACCAUAUAUGAGUCUAGGAUGGGAAAGAUACGCAGAUGCUGGCAUCAAUAUGAAGGGGUAUGGUCACUCUUUGCCUGGAAAGUACAUUUAUGAUCAUUUUGGCUUUGAAAUUACCAAAAUGGCAACUAGAGUUAGAACGUUUUUGGGCGAUUGGAAGGAUGGGAACGUUGGUCGAGGCGAGUUUGUUGAGUUGUGA